Molecule: messenger RNA, 1947 nt
Organism: Penicillium macrosclerotiorum
Lineage: Eukaryota; Fungi; Ascomycota; Eurotiomycetes; Eurotiales; Aspergillaceae
Exons: 3
Coding region: 1-1947 (648 amino acids)
Molecular function (GO): FAD binding
Source: RefSeq, a predicted model, not a curated record
AUGGGCUCCAUCCAGGCAGAAGACGCAAUGGCCCCCCCAGGCCCUCUCAUAGUAGGGGCGGGCCCAGUGGGAAUGUUGACAGCUCUCAGGUUGGCACAGCUGGGGGUGCCAUCGAUUUUAUGCGAAAUGAAUACCGAAACGACACGAUGGCCCAAGAUGGACAACAACAGCUGCCAUACAAUGGAGAUUUUGCGUAUAAUGGGGCUUGUUGAGGAAUAUCGACAACAACCCGGAGCUGUACCACAGCAUACCGAAUGGGACACCAUUUUUUUCAACACUUGCGGGCUCAAGAAAAAGCUUAUUAGUCGAUGGCAUAUCCCAAGCAACAACGAAUAUCGCGCCAAAAUCCAUGCGAAUAACGACGGCUCACAGCCUGCCGAGCCGGGCCAGCGUUGCUCGCAGAUCGUAUUUGAAGCAUUCUUGAAGAAAAAAUGCCUUGCCGAGCCCCUGAUUACAACUCACUUUGGUUACAAAUUUAUAUCGCUCGCGGAACACGAUGAAGGGGUCACGGCUACUUUCAAAGAUAUGAACAAUCAGGAAAAGACGAUUAACGCACCUUACUUGGUAGGCGCAGAUGGCGCCCAGAGUAGAGUAAGGAGAAGUGUCGGGAUUGAACUCCAAGGCAGACCUCUGCCCGGUGCUUUUUUCAUGGUGCACUUCCGGUCCAAAGAACUUACCAAGCUAUCCCCAUUCGGCAGGUGGUGGCACGCCUUUGGUCUCCACGGCGGCUUUAUGAUUGACCAAGACGAUGCAGACACCUAUACCUGUCACGAAACUUGCUCUGCUGAUGCUGCAGCCAUCAAAGAACUCCAAGAACAUCCGGAGGAAAUCCCGUAUCGUGUCCUUGGCAGUCUCGACGAGCCUUACAGAUUUAAAAUUGACGAAAUCAUGGUGGCUAAUGCAUGGCGUCCGAACUUCGCGCUCGCAGAUUCCUACGUCAGUCGUGACGGGCACGGACGUGUAUUCCUUGCCGGCGAUGCUGCUCAUCGUAACCCUCCACAUGGUGGCUAUGGUAUGAACAGUGGCGUUGAAGACGCCAUCUCGCUAGCCUGGCGUCUUUCAGCUCUACACAAAGGCAUUGGGGGAAGCAACCUUGUUACGUCAUAUACGAAUGAACGCAGGCCGAAUAUGAUGAUGCGUCUUGAGCGUUGUGAUGCCCAUAUCGGCAAAUUCACUCCUAUGGUUGUGCGGACUAUGACGGCCCCGAAUACAGACAUUUUCCUCGAGGAGAGUGAGGAAGGUGACAAGGCACGGGCCGAGGUAGCAAGCCACCUUGACAGCGUGGGAUCUGAAAAUAUCGACCGUGGAGUGGAACUAGACCUAAGAUAUUUGAAUAGUGAAGUAAUUGUGACUGACGGAACAAGGGAGCCGAGAUUCGAUAUUAUGAACUAUACGCCAAGUACAAGGCCCGGGCACAGGGCGCCACAUGUAUUCUUGAGCGAUGAUCUGACAAGCAUUGUGGACCUCUAUGGGACAGAGUGGUCAUUGAUGGACUUCUCCAAGGUCAAAAGUGACCAUCAAACGACAAAUGGCUUUGUCAGCUUGGAUAAGGAAGCAACAUCCCCGGUGACAUCAUUCAAAGCUGCGGCCAAGGCAAUGAAAAUACCGCUAACGCAUGUCCAACUGGGUGUCGGAGAGAGGCAUGUUAAGAACGUGUGGGAAAAUUACGAUUAUGUGCUAGUCCGCCCGGACGGAUACGUUGCCUGGCGCGGAGGCAAAGAAGGCGCGAGGGAUGAAUGUUGUGAGCUGAACGAAGGACGGAUUAGGAACAUCUUGAGAGUCGCACUGGGCUGGAAGACGGACCCUGGAUUUGUGGCAGGGGAGAAGAAAGAGUUGAAUCUGGAAAUAAAUUUGACAAGCAUUCAUGGCGUGGAAGAGGAGCUAGGGGUGGGCGAAGGUCAAGGGGAUGCGUUUGUAGGGUUUUUUAAAGAGGACAAGAGAAGAUAG